AUGCGCGCAUCAUCGCUUUUGGCUGUUGCGUUGAUAUCUCUGGCGUUGGCGCAGCCUCAUGUCAAAUUUCGCGAAGAAGGCUCCGAGGAGCAGCAAAUUGCCAAACUCAUCGAGGAGAUCAAGGCUGAUGUUCUGCAAUCUCUCGAUGAGAGCGUAGAGACGAUGCGUAAGCGUGGCGAGCAAGCCUCUUGCAAUGCAAGAAACAUCGUCUUCCGCCGCGAGUAUGGCUCGCUCUCCAAGCAGGAACGGCUGGGUUACAUCGAAGCUGUCAAAUGCUUGCAGAAGCUUCCGGCCCGGACUCCCCAGAGCGAAGCUGCUGGCGCCAAGUCUCGUUUCGAUGACUUUGUUGUGGUCCACAUCCAACCGACCUUGGACAUUCACUUCUCCGGCGUCUUCCAGCCCUGGCACCGUUGGUUCCUUCACAGAUACGAGAAGGCGCUGCGGGACGAGUGCGGAUACAUGGGGUAUCAGCCCUAUUGGGAUUGGGCGAAGUCUCAUACCGCCACUGAGAAAUCGCCCGUCUUCAACGGAGACUCGUAUAGCCUGGGUGGCAAUGGUGACUCCAUCCCUCAUCAAGGUCCAGUCAUUGUUCCUCCUGCAAGACUGGGCGGCGGCAGCAUCCAGCUUCCCGCGGGAGUUGGUGGUGGCUUCGUGACCACCGGCCCAUUUGCCAAUGUGACCAUCAAUCUCGGCCCCACAGAACAGCUUGAAGGCAAGAAUAUCCUCCCCAGCGUGUCCGAGGACCCCGAGUUGAGCCGACCCUCCAUGUUCCCGUGCAAGCCUUCCAACGCCACCCAUGAAGAGACGGCCGUUUCGGAAUCUGUUGUGUCGAACUGCAAGUCGCCACCGGCAAGCUCAGUUUCGUCCUCGUCUGUCUCAACAGCCACCGAUGGCGGCUUUGGAGGCGGCAGUCUGUUCGAUGUACCGCCGCCGCCCAAGCUGGACGGAAACGAAAAGGAGAAGACGUGCCCUUACUGCUACCUAGUGUUGCCAGCCAAGACAUUCUCUACCGUGAAGCGGUGGGAACGACAUCUCGUUGAAGACUUGCAGCCGUACAUCUGUCUGUUUGCCAACUGCAGCCUGCCUGGGAAGACAUACUCUUCUUUCAAAGCCUGGCAGAGGCAUCUCAGCCAGCCUCACUACAGGAGUUGGCAUUGCUCCUUGCACCCAAAGGACGGCAGCAGCGACGGCGCCGACGACGAGGCGCUCACGUUCGACAGCUUGCUCAAGUUCAAGACGCAUCUCAGGAUUUUCCACCUGGAUCUUGACCCAUCGUCUGUCGAAGACUCGUUCCGACAUGGCCACCAGCUGGCGGCCUUGCCGCAGUGGUGUUUUGUCUGCUUCGAAGCACUGCCCCAAACUGCCUCCCUGCUGAAGCACAUGGCCAACCAUUUCAAAUCAAUGUCUUGUUGGCGCUGCCUUGGCGCAACGACAUCACUGAAGAGGAAGCGAUAG
Clonostachys rhizophaga is the source of this 1455-nucleotide messenger RNA. NCBI's taxonomy places the organism in Eukaryota, Fungi, Ascomycota, Sordariomycetes, Hypocreales, Bionectriaceae. The record is from the annotation of a GenBank genome assembly.